Diprion similis is the source of this 8273-nucleotide messenger RNA. RefSeq names its product titin homolog (gene pps). Gene Ontology annotation, molecular function: protein binding. The transcript has 20 exons. Gene Ontology annotation, biological process: DNA-templated transcription. The record is from RefSeq and is a predicted model, not a curated record. The coding region runs from base 346 to 8040 and encodes 2564 amino acids. Gene Ontology annotation, cellular component: nucleus. Lineage: Eukaryota; Metazoa; Arthropoda; Insecta; Hymenoptera; Diprionidae.
AUGCGCUUGGGUUGGUGAAAUGACCAGCAGGCGGCGCAAGCGAGCGACCGUCGUGUUAAUUUGGAGCGCCGCGAUGUGGUUACGCUGAAAAUAGAAAGAGAAACGAGAGAGAAACGUUGAAACAGAGCGAAAAUAAAAUAGCGGAGGGUAAAACUGGACCCCGCGGAGCACCGCAAUCACGGUGGGCUUGAUGUAUAUCUGACAAAAACGGCCUGCACAGCAAUUCCAGGAUCGACGGGACGUCGUUGAGCGGUCGCGUUUCUUCGUUGGAGCCGCGCUCGGCGGCGAACGACAGAGCAAAAACGACCCCGGGUUUUUGAGUCGCCUCGACAAGAUAGACGCAAGAUGUCCAGCUCGUUCAUACUUGAAUCGAAGGAAAAAUCAAAGAAGGACGACACACUUGUAAUUGUUGUGAAUGACGACGGGACCAUUUCCGUCGAUCAUGAAACACUGCAGAACAUAAUAAUUAAUCAAUCCAACGCGAAUGUGAGCGUAGUAAGGCUCGGUCAAGGAGAAGCAGAUGCUGAAAAUGGUGACAUCACAUUGACUGUCGAUCCACCAGCUUAUGCACCCGAAGGAGCUGCCUCAGGCGCUACGCCUGGGAGUACGGACGCUGGAGUCGGUGGGCUGGUUGAUCCCUUCAUGGAGAUGGAUCCCGAGCAGCUGGAAAGGCUCGAAACCGCAUUACAGAGUGAAGAGGCCAAGCAAAUUUUAGGAGAAAAUGUAACAGCCAUGCUCGACAUGUUGUCCGUAGAAGAAGAGCAGAAUUCACUGAAGUACAGUAUACAGCUGGAUCACUGCUACACCAGCCGAAAAUCCCCCUCAGAUCCAAAACCUAGUGAUCCAUUACCUAUUGCAGAAUCGCCUGAUAUUAACGAUGCUCCGUACACCUCGUCCUCUUCCUCCUCGUCAUCCUCGAUUCCUGCACCAACGCCUCCACCCAUCUCCCUUUCCUCUCCCACGCUAACCGGCUCUCAGGCCUUGGCGGCAGCAGUGGGGAAAUCGAAACUGACUAGACCUGUUCGGGGUCCAGGCAGACCUCGACGAGAUGGAAGACCACUGGGACCGACUCCGCAGACUCCGAAAGUAACCGGUAGCGGAGCAACUCGAAAUGCGAUCAGCCCUCUCCACCAGGGAGUGAAUAAAGGUGCCCUAGUGCCGCUCAUUAAGCCUCUGAAUAUGAACGAUGUCCGCAGUAAGAGUUCACUUCCUGCUGCGGCGACACCGGAAACUGCGGAUGAUGUUCCGCCGUCCUCAUCUUCGGAAUCUUCUGAAUCCGAACCACCGUCCGAUGAUGACUCGGACUUCGGGCCUCGGGGACCACGGAGAGGCGGGGUCAGGGCUCGAGGAGGUCGCAAGGGUCUUACCACCAGAGGUGGAAGCCUUGCCGCGACCAGACGCAGAGGCAGCAACAAGCACAUGGAUAUGGAACAGGUGCGGAGGCUUGAUAUGGAGAUGGCGGCGGCUGUUGACGCGAUGAAGAGUCCCGAGAAGGAGGAUAAAGUCGAGGAAAGACUGCUGAGCCCCGGCAAGGCGAAAAAAGGUAUAAAGACGAUGGGAGCAAAGAAGAAGGAAGAGCUACCAGCUCCUCUCAUUCCACCGCCUCAGACUGCGGCAGCAGAGGUGGAGCCGACAGUGCCAGAGAAACAGCUUGUUACGACAAACCAAGUGAAAGCAAACUUGAUCAACGCAAACACGAUAAAGGGCGACAUGAUACUGACGAAGCCGGGCCAAAUGCGGAACAAUCAAAAGGUGAUAUUCGUGCAGAAACAGGUCAUGAUGAAGGCGAGCGAGCUGAAGAACCUUGGGAUGAGGAAAUCCCUAGUUGUAUCAAAGCCGGCGGCCAAUCUCCUCGGCCAGGUCAACUCCAAACUACCCGUUGGCAAAGAGAUGAAAACAUCGCAGCAGCUCCUCGCCAAGGUCGCCACCCCUAUAGCUCCAACAACACCAACCAUCCAGAGCAAGGUCACUGUCCAGCCUGCACAACCCAUGCAACAGCAGCAGCAGCUGUCGACAUUGCAGACGCAGCAGAUUCCGCAACCGCCACAGCAGCAGCAGCAAACGCUACAGAAAAUCACUGUCGUACAAAAUGUGACCCCUGUCGCCAAGGUCAAAACGCCUGAGGCCAAAAAAGACAAGAAGAAACUCGAGGUUCUUGCAGAUAUCGCGCCAAAAGUCGAGGUGGAGCCCGUCAAACUUCCAGAACCAAAAACACCCGACGCUAAAAAACACCAAAAACGGGAGCACAGAAAAUCACCUUCGCAUUUUGUGGACGCUCUGGGUCCGGCGCUGUUCUCGACUCCAGACAUAAUUCGGCGGGUCGGUUCAGGCGGGGAGCCAAAAACUUCUGAAGUCAUCGCUACAACGAGUCCGGUGCAAAAGUCUGCGCCUGCAGCUGCAAUUGUCAUCUCUCCGAGUUCAGGAACAUCCACGAACCUGAUAGUCGCAGGUUCUACCGUUCAUUCAAUGUCGGCGAGUUCAACAGCGACGAUUUCGACACCGGCAAAUGCAACUGAGGCGGAUAAAAUGGAGCAGAGUAACGAAGAAGAUAAUCAAAUGAAAUUGCUAGGCGAAAAUCAGGCCGACGCGAUUCCUCGAGACGAUGAGAAAACUGAGGCUAAAGCUCCGCUCGUCGAGGAACUUCAGCCUUCUUUGGACGCCGCUUCGCACGCAGCUCGGAAUACUGAAGUAUCUUCAGCAUCCGUAGAACAACAUCACCCUGUUCCCAAAACAGUUGUACCCGAAUCCAGUGGAAUCGAAGGUGAAGAACAUUUACUGGCAACGCUUGAAAUGGAGGCAAGUAAGCACGAAGAGGAAUUAUUGGCAGAGGCUCUGCUUCUUCAGGAAGCCUUAGGCGUUGAUUUGGCGGAUCACGCCACUCUGGGUGAUCAAGCUUCGCCGGUGACAGAGGCACUUUUGCCAACAGCAGCACCGUUUGCUCCGCUGUCAGAAACGACCACUGGCGAACAGCAAGAGCAGCAUCGACACCAAAUAGCGUCGCCGGGCAGAUCGGUACCCUCAUCGCCAACAGUUGCAAUGCGGCCCGUCAUAUCAUCGAGUGACGUGACAAGCAACAAGAACAAAAUUGUCCGGGAUGACAAGGAGCCCGUUCAAAUCGUUCGUGGAGGUCGCAUUAUUACUCUGCCACCGAUUGAGGCCCCUGCCACCAGAAGCAAGCGACUUCAGACGAAGAGCGAAAACGUCGUUACGGCAACUACGCCAACGCCCACGCAAAAAAAAGUCGAAGCCGGAAAGAAAAGCGAGAAGACAAUCAAAUUUUGUCUUCCGCCUCGAGAAGCGCCUUUGCAACAGAGCAGAGACGAGGUCGAGUCUGAGAUGGACGAGGACGACGAAGACAAUGAGAAUUCGGAUUCCGAAGAUGACCCCGAUAGGCUUUGGUGCAUCUGCAAGAGACCACACAACAAUCGAUUCAUGAUAUGCUGCGACGUCUGUGAGGAUUGGUUCCAUGGAAAAUGCGUUCACGUCAGCAAGGCAAUGGGUCAACAAAUGGAGGAAAAGGGCAUUGAAUGGGUCUGCCCUAAUUGUGCAAAGAAAAAGUCAGAUGACACCAAGGAGACGCUUUCCGCGCCCUCACCUAAGGGCCGAAAAACCUCCUCGGACUUGACGGCAGCUGCCUCGCCUGCAGAUCUUCCACAGAGUGUCUCGUCUCCCGUCCACGCAGCCACGGCUUCGUUGACCAGCUCUGCGGGCUCACCUGCUUGCAUCGCUACAUCGCCGGUCGUCCCAAGCGCCAACGUCUCCGGGGUGACACAGUGUGUCGUCUGCAAGAAGGAGGCUAGAAACUCUAGCAUUUACUGCUCGGACGCCUGCAUUUUGACGCAUGCGCAGGAAUCUCUGACAAAAGACAAGCCGCCGCAGGCUGCUUUGCCGCAUCCCAAAUCUGCAGUUAAGUCAACGACGCAAGAAAAUAUUAAGAGCAAACCUGACGCCAGGGUCAUCGUCUUCGAGAGGAGAUCCGGAAAGGUUUUGACCGGCGCGGACGCACCAACAACAUCGAACCUAAAGACAUGGCUCAAAGAGAAUCCUACAUACGAAGUUGUCCGACCUAACAAUCUGAAUGCGCUUCAAAUCGGUGGAAAAACAGUAACGGCCAUAUCAACACCUGGACUGAGUGGGAAAAUUACGAAAAUAAAUCAGCAUCUAUUAGCUAAAAGUCAACAAGGUCAGGCAAAGAUGGUCUAUGCAAAGGUGGCGGGUUCGAAGCAGACGGUCCUGGCAGCCAGCAACAGUAAAAAAGUGACAAUAGUAUCGAGCGGAGGAAACUCGCAGCUUUCCAGUCCGUCGGUGCAGUCGAAGCCACAAGUUGUUCCAGCUCGACAGAUGCUGCUGACGCAGAUGUCAAGGAAUCCGACACAGCUAGCUUCGAAGCAAGUUUCGUCACCAAAGCAAAUGGGGCAGCAGCAACUGAUCAAGAGUCAGGCAACUACGACGUCAAUGACGAAGCAGCUUGCUGUUAAAAAAGCAGACGCCAAGGCCUCAACUUCGUCUCAGCAGCAGCCGAAGCUCCAAGCAACGGUGGCGAAGCGGCCGGAGACCGAGCCAAUUAGACUGAACAUCAGGAAGACGCUGGCGGAGCUAUUGUCGAGCAGAAUAAAAGAGGCAGAGGACCUGCGACUCGCCGAGGACGAGAUAACUGAGCUGGUACUGAAUAUCGAACUCGAGAUGUACAAGUUCUUUCGGGACACGGGUGCCAAGUACAAAGCGAAGUACCGCAGUCUCGUCUUCAACAUCAAAGAUACCAAGAACCUGACGCUCUUCAGGAAGAUCGCCGAUCGAUCGCUGGCGCCUGACGCAGUAGUGCGACUUAGUCCUGAUGAGAUGGCAAGUCAAGAGCUCGCCGAGUGGAGAGAAAAGGAGACGAAGCACCAGCUUGAGAUGAUUAAGAAGAAUGAACUCGACCUGAUGGCGCAGGCCAAGUCGAUCGUCGUCAAGACGCACAAGGGCGAGCUGAUUAUAGAGAAUGAUGGAGGCGUCGAGCGCGUAGAUCCAAAGACGCCGGUUCAGGACAUUGUAACGGCACUGAACAGUGGAGACGGUAUCACUUCAUCAACAGCCGGUGACGAGGAGAAAGCCAAAGAAGAGGAAGGCAAGUUAAAGGUAAAGCAUGAGGCGAAGAAGACGACGUCGCACGUCGGAGAGAAGAAGAAGGAAAAGGAAAAGGAGAAGGAGAAGGAAAAACAGGAGAGGAGUCGGAGUCGAGGCAGACGACAUCACAGCAGGGAUUCGGACAGCCGGAGCAAAACGAGGGAGAAGAGUAGGGAACGAGAGAGGAGGUCCACAAGGUCCAAGGAGACCAAAAGAGACAAAGAUCGAGAGAGGGAGAGGGAGAGAGAAAGGGACAAGGACAGGGACAGGGACAGGGACAGGGAACGCGACAAGGAGAGGGAGCGGGAGAAGAUUAAGGAGAAGGACAAGGACAAGCACAAGAAGAGCAACAGGAGCAGCAGUACUAGAAAUCGAAGCAGAGGGAGGCACAGGGAUUACAACUCGAAAGACAGUGUAACAAAGAAGGAGGAUGAUCGCAAAAAGGAGGUCGCGGAGUCUCGAAAGGAGCCGAGCCCAGCGGCGCAAGAAAAAACAAUGCCGAUUGAGGACAGACUGUGGCGUCACAUAGAGGACGAGACAACAACGAAUAACACAAUGGACGGGAACGAGUCGGACGUUUCGGACCGAGAGCCAAGCUCCACAGUGACGAUAAAGACGCCAGACUUCAACGAGGAAUUGGAGAGGGAAAAGGAGGAAGAAGAGACAGUGGAAGCUGCAGAGACAAAGCUCGAGGAGCAGCAGCGUCGGCUGGAAACCCGAGACCCUGAACCCGUUCUGCAGACUGUCUGGCGAGGCUUCGUCAAUAUGGUUGACGUUGCCAAGUUCUUCAUUACCGCUCAGGAAGUCAGUGGACAAGCGCGCGACCUUACCGAGGAUUUGCCUGACACCGUCGACGUCGUCGGUCGCAUCAGUCACGAGACGGUCUGGGACUACAUAUCAAAGAUGAAACGAACGGGUUCAAAGGAGAUCCUCGUGAUCCGAUUGACAGCGGCCAACGAUGAGGAGAAAAUCCCUUACAUAACGCUCUACAGCUAUCUGAACAGCCGGAGCCGUCUCGGCGUUGUCGGCAACGUGUCGAAGAACAUCAAGGACUUCUACAUAAUGCCUUUCUCGAGCCAGAGUGUCGUUCCGCGGGUUUUGUUGCCGCUGGACGGCCCGGGUUUUGAGGAAAACCGGCCGCAUCUUCUGCUCGGCAUAAUCGUGCGGAACAAGAGGAAACGGACGAUGACGCCGAUCGGCGGCAACGUGCCGCCGAAAAUUAUGCGCAAGGAAACGGAAAUUGGGCGCAGUUACACACCGCCGAUCCUCGAUCCGCCGGAAACCGCCGUUUCAACGACUCCUUCCACCGCUUCGCCAACAACUCUACUCGCACAGGCAGCUUCUGGCUCACUCAGCGACAACCCGGGAUGGUCAUCGCCAUUGCCAGCUCUGGACAAGCAAAACGUCGUGACGCAACUGACCCUGGAAACUCUGAACAAGGCCCACGUUGGAAUGUCUAGAGCCUCCAUAGUAGACAGUGCCAAGAUGGCGAAAAUCGUCCCAGAACUCUCAGCCAAGAUUCAGCUUGCCGACGACAUUCCUGAUCCCGAUGAUGGCGAUGAGCCUUACAGUCCCGGCCAGAUGGAUGAGGACAUACAUCAGGACGACGAUUCCGGACGGUUUGGAACCUCCGUCUCUGCUUUGGAUGACAUCGCCAAGUCUCAACAGCGCGGCGUCGCUCUGUCCAACGAUUUAGCCGCUGUCGCUAGUCUGCAGGCGCUCGCUGUGCCCUCCAAAAAUUCCAAUGAACUCCAGAGGAAGAUGGACGAACUUAAUAGACAGAUCGAAGAACAGAAACAACAGAUACAAAGCAUCAGUUCGUCUUUUCUCGGCGAUGCUGCUGCCACUUUACCGGGUCUUGGCCUAGAUCCGCCGUGUCUCAACGAUUCCGAGGAGGCUUACAGUCCGACGGACACUCGAUCAUUCACCCCACCGCCUCCAGGACUAUCCAAAAUAUCCCAACCGAUCCUGGACAAAGUUUCGAACAUAACGAUUCCCGCCAAUCUGCAGGAAAUCUUGGCCAACGUUAAGCGGCAAGAGAUAACUAAGGUCGACCCUUACCUGCCGUCGAAGCCGAGUGCAACUUUUCUAACCUCGGUGAAUGCGGCGGCGUAUCAAAAGCCUGAGAAAUAUGUGCCGAACGCGUACAGCAAAGGCAUGAAUCAGAUAAGUGGAAUGGGAAUCGGGACAUCUUCUUCUUCCUCGUUCUUCGAAUCGCAACCAGAGGAGCGUAAAAAAGAAAACAGAAGCACGCUUGGUUCGCUCAGCGAUCUCGACCUGAUAAAAAAAGCCGAGGAGGAACUCGCAGCUGUUGCGGAACUCGCAGCGGUUGCGGAAGCCGCGGCCGCUGCUACCGUCUCAAAUUCAAACUCCAGUUCCUCCCCGUCGUCGUCGAUGUCGUCGAAUUCUUCCUCUUCUUCAUCGUCCUCCUCGUCCUCCUUGACCAAGACAACGACGACCACGACGACGACGACGAGGUUUCAAGUCCCACCGCCAUCCUCGCAGCCUCAUCCUCACAUUCCCUUACCGUCGCCGUCAAAUUCCCAUCAGCAGCAACGAAGCCCGACGACAAGUUUUAGCCCGGAACCUUCACCUCCGGCCUCGCUGAGGCCGGAUUCCGGAACUGCUUCUUCCACUCCAAGGAAAAACCUGACUUUCGAUCAGCCCAAGCCACCCGGCCUCGAGGACGAGGACUUUUCUCUCGGUUUCCCAGCCGUCACACCGACGCCGAUUGGCAGCGCCGGAUUAUUCGUAGAAGAAACCGUCGCGUCGAAAAGUAAAAGUGGGAAAUUUUUGCCUAAAAGCGGCGUCGUUCUGAACGUUAAACGCAAAGUCGGCGACGAGGCAACGAUAUCACAAUCCGCUUCGCCAGCCGCCUCAUCAAAGACCCCGAGAACUAAGUCCAGGUGGGGACAGGGACCAGGCGAUAAAUAAUCCAUAUAUCGAUUUAGCAACAGAUCGUUCUCAGUGCGUUUACGAGUUAUUUGCAUGUCGAUUGUGUGUCAUUUUUCCUUGACGUCGUCGUCAAUAAACGAACAUUAUCCAGGGAUUUUUAAUGCUACAUCGGAUGAACCGCGUUCGGAAUAUGAAUUGAUCACAUCCAUUCUACAAUAAAUGAGUGGGGAGUCUGCCAAUUUCCAAAUACCGGUUAUUCUUCUUUUACACAC